UGAACCAUGUUCGGUAACGGAGGCUUAGCUCUCCCGGUCUGCUCCUUUCUCCUGCUACACCUCCCGGUUCUCCCGCUAACCAACAACUGGUUGUCCACCACCCAGAAUGUAAACAGCUCAUAUUGUGUUGGCUCUCCUAAACAGUACCAGCUCUGUCCCAACCAGCCCUGUCCCAGCCCCAGUGUUAGCUUCAAACAGCACCAGUGUUCCCAAUUCAAUUCUAAGGCCUUUGGAAGAAGAUACUACCAGUGGAUACCUCUAUAUCCAGCUGAUUACAUCAGCAUCUCCAAUAAGCCAUGUGACCUGCAGUGUACAACCAUCAGUGGUGAGCGACAGCUGCUAGUCCCCGCCCACGAUGGUACCUUCUGCCGCGAUACCAAAUACCAUGGAGUCUGUAUAGAAGGAAUAUGUCAGCCUGUAGGCUGUGAUGGGGAUCUGUACAGCAGUAAGACAGUAGACAGAUGUGGAGUAUGUGGAGGUAACGGGACGUCUUGCCAGCGCGUCUCUGGAUCAUACAGGAAGGCACUCACACAGUUAGGCUACGUGUUCAUCACCAACAUCCCGGCUGGAGCUUCAGACAUUCAGAUCAUAGAGAGACAUAAGACUGAGAACAUCCUGGCCCUCUCAGAUGAAGCUGGUCAUUUCUUCUUCAACGGAAACACAGUGUUUGACAAUCCUCAAAACUUCCGUGUGGCAGGAACAGUGUUUAAAUACAGACGUCCAAGCAAUGUGUUCUCUGAUGGGCUGGAGUAUAUCAUUGCCCAGGGACCAACACUUCAUGGCCUGAACGUUAUGUACUACAACCUGAACGGGAAGCUCCCCCACAUUACCUACGAGUACACCGUCUCCCACAUGUCUCAUGACAUCACAGCUGCAGAGGGCAUCACCAACGGCCCCUCCCACUCCCACCUUAACCUCACCUAUAACGAGUUAAAUGAGGAAGUCAGAGGGGAUCAACUUAGAGCGACCAAUCACAGCAGGGGGAGUGUGACGACUGUCCAUCAACUGCCAGCUCUGGCAGCUGAUACCAAAUCAGACAUCCUGCUGCAAGAGAAAGAAAAGAGGAGGAAAGAGCAGGAGAGAGGAGGAAAUAGUGGGGGAUCAGGAAACCCAGCCCCCCCACCAGCUGCCAUGUUAGUCUACAGACCGGCUGAUGUCACCAGUCACGUAUUCAGCCAUAAUGAUCUUGAGGAGCGAGGACCUCCGGUGCCAUCUGCCUACCGAAGUUCCUCCAACUCAGUUGACGAGCCAUCAACUGCUAAUGACAACACUCUACUGCUCUCUUUCCCAGGUGGUCAGAGUGUUCAUUCUGCAGCCCUGCCAGAAGACACCCCCUAUCUGCUACUGGAGGAUUUACAUUACAACCAGACACACUCAAACACACACUCCCUCACACACUCAAACAUACAGUCUGUUAAACACAGGCUCACCGAUCCACAUUCACCAGCAGAGACACAUGCAGAAACAUUGUCUACCACAGACACAGAAAUACACACGGACCCGCAGUUGGAAAUACACUCAGAUAUGCUGACCGUUACUGACGCACACGCAGAAACAGAAAUCGGCACACACUCAGACACACACACUGCCAUCCUGGUACAGCUGCAACAGGUGUCUGCAGUCGGGGUGGCCAACACUGAAAGCAAUGACUUUGAUGUAGGUCUGGACCCAGAUAUCAGUCUGGCAGACAUGUAUCGCUGGAAGGUUUCUGCUUAUGCUCCAUGUAGCUCAACCUGUACAACAGGUAUCACCACUAGCUAUGCCCUUUGUGUACGGUAUGAUGGCACUGAAGUUGAUGACAGUUACUGUGACUCUCUGACCAGACCUGAGCCCACACAUGAGUUCUGCACUGGAAAGGAAUGUCCUCCAAGAUGGGAGACCAGUGGUUGGAGUGAGUGUUCUCGAACCUGUGGGGAGGGCGUUCAGUAUCGUACUGUGCGCUGCUGGAAAAUGCUGUCGCCCGGCCUCGACUCCUCUGUCUACGACUCGCUGUGUCUGUCACAUGACCUUCACAAACCAGCCAAUAGAAAGGUCUGCCUCGGACAGAGCUGCGGACCCCAGUGGGAGGUGUCUGAGUGGUCAGAGUGUUCGGCGCGCUGUGGCUCUCGGGGUGUCCGUACUCGGGAGGUUCGUUGCUCCAUGGAAAUGAGACUAUGCAACAAGUCCUCUCAGCCAGUAGAAAGUCAGGAAUGUGAAGGCCCGCCCUGUGACAGAAGAUGGACAGUUUCUGACUGGGGACCUUGCUCAGGUGUGUGUGGAGAGGGAAGGAUGGUGCGAGCGGUGAUGUGUCGAUCGUCAGGUGGAGUAGUGAUGUCAGAGGAGCAGUGUGACCAAUCACUGCGCCCAUUGGCCAUCUAUCCCUGUGGUGACAGAGAUUGCGCCCCCCACUGGGUGGAACAGGAAUGGCAACAGUGCAAUGCUACAUGUGGGCGAGGUGUGCGGCAGCGCCAGGUGGUGUGUGCCGGGCUGGAAGGCGGUGUGUUUAAAGAGUUUCCAGACAGCAGCUGUGACCAAACCAACAAACCAGAGACUAGCUCCUCCUGCUUCCAGAGACCCUGCUCCAAAUGGUUCACCACAUCCUGGUCUCAGUGCAGUAAGACCUGUGGAAGUGGCGUGCAGGUUCGAGAAGUGAAGUGUUACCAGGGGGAGGAGCUGGUAACCAGGGGCCACAGCUGCGACUCUACCCUCAAGCCAGAAGCCCGACAGAGCUGUGAAAUUCAGAGCUGUCCGACGGAGGCACCAGCGGCAGCUCCAGCAGCAUCAGUAGCAGCAGACAACUCCUGCCAAGACAAACCAACAGCCAACUGUGCCCUGGUGCUAAAGGUGAAACUGUGUUCCCAUUGGUACUACAGGAAGGCCUGCUGCCAGUCCUGUAAGGCACCAAGACCCUGAAGUCUUAACUGUAACCUCUCACCUCAACCCCUUAACACAAACCACUGGUACCAAAGGUCACAUUACAUUCAUAUUGGUGCUACACUUAAGCCUGCUGCUAGCAAUGUAAGGCCUUACGACGUUCAUUCACCUUGUAACUCUUCCUCUGGUCUCUGAUGUCAACCUGUGGUCACUGUCUUUAACUCCUGUCUGUCAGUGUUAUCACUUUAAGCUGGUUUCCUCACACCUAGGAAUGCUCCUAAAAGUAUAUUUGUUUUUGUACGUAGUAGUAUCAUCACUACUAAGAAAUCAAGAAUACUGCUAUUGCUCAUCAGUAAAAUUGUUUUUGCACACAAAGCACAGUUUCUGCUCUGUAGCAAUAUUUAACAACUGGAAGUUUAUCUAAAGUACUGACACGAGUACAAGGCUUAAGCCUCCUCCACCUGACGGAGGCCAUGCUCAUUUACCCAGCAUGCUACUAAAUCUAUUCACUCCUCCCUGGCAAUGUGAAGAUAGACUAGCUUUAGGACAUACUGGGCUUUCUGUGACAGAAGGAGCAAACCUGUCUUUUGAUAAACAUCCUUAAUCCAUUCUUCAUUCCCGUCCUUCUCACUGUCGCUCUCACCGUUUUAAGGACCCUUCAUCCAUCCCUCUGUCCAUCCCUGCAAGUAACUCCCAUCCCAUUUUAAAAGUGCUCCCUGUAGUGGAUAUCUGUAAUCUAUCCAUUCCCUUACCUUUUCAUUAUGAUGCUAUGUUCCACUAAAGGUGCAUCCGAUGCAGAUGAAAGCCCUGUGGCAGCUUUAUUGGUAACGCUUUAUUUGGAUAGUCUGAGUAUUUGUAACAUUUCAAAACCGUAUUAGUUGAGAUUCAACAAUUCAACUGUUUCACAAAUAAAACAAUUUUUUUGAUAUUACGCCACUGUGGUUAAGGUUUGGUUAGGUUUAGGUACAGAACCCAUCUAGCUUAGGUUAUAGGUUAUGAAACAGCUAAGAUUAAAAUGUUACAAAGACUAAAAAAAAAAACUGUAGGCGGACUAUGUUAUUGCUUUAUUGUUACUGUGGCAACAGACAGACUGGACCACAGGAAGAAUAUGCGACUGAGCCCCCUCAGCCUUGGUCCAGACCUGUUCUACAUACACAUCCCUGUGAAAAAUUGGUCAGGUUGUACUGCUGGUGCCAUGCUGUUUUUUUCUGCCACUCAAAAAAACUUUUAAAUUUACACAAUAUACAACAGACACAACGCAGCCUGCUGCCCUAGACUGACUAACAUAACAGAGUUACUGCCAACUUUACUUAUCACAAAGUCAUUUCUUUAUCGUGACAAGCUGAUCAUUGUCAUGACCCCACUUUCCCUACAAAAUAACAAACUUUAGCAGUCCUCCUAAAAGUGAAAGCCUUUUAAUACAUCCACCAGGCACUGUGAAGGAACCUGGAUGUAGCAACUAGCUUAUGCCACCUCUAGACUACUAUAACAUCAAGACAGGCAACAGUUUUAUACUAAUUAAACCUACUAACCAAAUAAACCAAAUGCAAACAGUAGUAGUCUAAAGAAGUCAAAAUACUGCAUAUAUAUAUAUAAGUCAAAAUACAACACUAAAAUAUGAUAUUAGUAAUGGUUCAAUAGUGCAACCACUUAGACAAGUCAAACAAACUGUCUUUAGAACAGUUUAAGACUACUCCACAUUUAGCAUUGCUCUCCUAUAAAACUGCAGCAAAACUGAGAUGUUGUCUUUUUUUAGUACACACAUUCUUUCUGUUCAAAACCUGGUGCAUACAUUGCCCACAAUGCAACUCAGCAGCUGACAGAUUGGUCUAAGAUUCAGGUGUGUUAUGCUAGUCGCAGCUAUUGUAGCCUAGAGCCUCCAGCUUCAAGCAGAGAUGAGGAGCAGCUAUAGUUUUCAUUUUGAAACUCUGGAGACAUAAAAGUCUUUAAACAACUUUUUUUUUACAUAUUCAGUAGCACUAGCAACACAUGUGUAAAAUUGGUGGAGUUUCCCCUUAACAUGGUGGAUUUAACACACUGUACAAUAUGCUUGCCUCCCCAGGCUGAGAUGAGAAGGUCAAUAUAUAGUAUAUACAGUCACACCCUUGGAAGUUUUCAUGUUUUAUUGUCUUACAACAUUAAAUCACAGUAUACUGAAUUAUCUUUAAAAAAAACUAAUCUUUUUUCCACAAGUAUUGCCCCCGGCAGACUGACAACUGUGCCACACCGUUUCCAUUCCUUGAUCAUGAAAUCAAGGAUAUUACGUGACUUAGAAAUGUUCUUCUAAUCUAUCCACUGACUGGUGUGUUGCGACCACGAUUUCACAGAAUUGCUUGGAAUGUUUUAGUUCAAUGUUUAAGUCUUCAUAGUGUAGGUUAGUACACUAUACACUAUACUAUCUAACCAGAAGUUGGACCUUCCAGAUAUAGGUGCAUUUAUAUCAUUUAUAAAUGUAUAUUCAUGCCCCUUUGCAGGCAACCAUUUUCAAUCUGAAGUAAAACUAUAUUUUUCCGUUGAUCUGUGUUAAAAAAUAAAAUAAAAAAUCAACCGUGAUUUGAUGUUGUUAGACAGUCACACAAUGCGUAAAUUUUGAAGGUAGGUGAAAACAUAUUCCUGUGCGUCCAGUACAGAGACCUGGAUGUUAUGAUGUUAUGAUAGUCAAAAAAUGAGCCUCCUAAGCUGUUAUUUACACAUUUAACUUGUUUGACAAGCUAUUUCUUGAUCUGUCGAGUGCCUUGACUGUAUGUAGCAUCUCUGGUGUACUGUUUUCAUUAUGGGGUAUGCACAACUUAAAUUAACAUGAACAAAACUUCAUACAGACUCUACCAAGCUAAACCUAUAAAUAAGACAGCACUGGAGUCAGGUCAGUUGUUUGUCUUUGUUCUCAUUCAGUCUUUGGGGUAAGCUAGAUGAUCAAUGUCUUAAAAAUUUGUAUUUCUCUUCUCAUGUGUUUCUGGGACAGCUGAUACAAGCAUAUUUCUAAAAAUGUUGAAAUGUUCUUUUAAAAUAAUACGGUUUUCCCAUACAAGAAAACAACUACUUGUGAAGAAUUUUCUUCCUGAAAGAACUGAAAUGGUCAAAUGUGAGAAUGUAGAAUUUGAUGCAAGGGCUGUGAUCUGCAGGAGCAUUAACUUCUGACUGGUUAUACUCCUGUAGACAUUUCAGUUGUGGAAAUGAAAAUACAUCAGUGGAGUUGCUGGCUUGAAAAUAGAAGAAUAGUACAAACACGUCACAACCCAGAAACAGCUGAGGAGCACCAGUAUGCUACUAUCUAUAUAACAUCACCUAUCCAAUACACUGUGUACACUUGACUGUCACUGCCAGUCUCACUGUUGUUUACCUGUUGUAGCCCACAGAGCUGCUGUUGUUGUUUUUGCUUACUG
Messenger RNA from Morone saxatilis (striped sea-bass), 6236 nucleotides. Its product is annotated as ADAMTS-like protein 2. Gene Ontology annotation, molecular function: metalloendopeptidase activity. The record is from RefSeq and is a predicted model, not a curated record. Gene Ontology annotation, biological process: extracellular matrix organization. Gene Ontology annotation, cellular component: extracellular matrix. Lineage: Eukaryota; Metazoa; Chordata; Actinopteri; Moronidae.